GUUGACACUUGAUAUGUAUAUUUUUAUUUACAUUUUAACUUUUAUACAAUUUAACAAAUAUUAAAAAUAUAGUUUAUAUAAUUUUAAACUUGACUUAACUAACAAAAUGUCGAAGAAUGAGGUAUAUCCAAACUUAACAACAGACUUGGCACGUGAAAUUCUUAACAAAACAUUGGAAGAACUACAGUCCUCCGAGAAUGUACAGAAACUCGAAGAAGCUAGAAAUAAUGUAGGUAACGAGAUGUUGAAAAUGAUGCAGCUUUUGUUCCCGAUUGUAAUGCAAAUACAAAUGGAGGUAAUCAGUGAUUUCGGAUACCCGGAGGGUAGGGAUUCGAUUAUAAAAUUUUACCAAAUGCUCCGAGGGUUAGAACGAGAAGAUGCUGAAGUAACUCGAUUGCACAGCCUUAUAAAGUCCUAUUACAUGCCACCUGUUACUGUUCACACAAUGAAUGAGUCUCCAGCCGAGGACAGAACAGUCAGCAGUUAAUUUUUAAUGCUAUUCACAUACAUUUAUUAUUGUAGAAAUAAGUAUUUAUUCUGGAACAAAAUAUUAUCUUUAAUGUAAUUUUUA
This is a messenger RNA of Phyllotreta striolata, 571 nucleotides long. The record is from the annotation of a GenBank genome assembly. Lineage: Eukaryota; Metazoa; Arthropoda; Insecta; Coleoptera; Chrysomelidae.